Molecule: messenger RNA, 1116 nt
Organism: Penicillium taxi
Lineage: Eukaryota; Fungi; Ascomycota; Eurotiomycetes; Eurotiales; Aspergillaceae
Product: glutamine amidotransferase subunit DUG3
Exons: 4
Coding region: 1-1116 (371 amino acids)
Source: RefSeq, a predicted model, not a curated record
AUGUGCAGAUUCUUGGUGUACAAAGGACUCAAUGAGAUCCGUCUCAGCAAGCUCAUCACAGAGCCUAGUCACUCCAUUCUCACUCAAUCCUAUGACUCACGGUUAAGAUUGGAUAAUCGACGCCCCGUCAAUGGAGAUGGCUUUGGCGUAGGCUUCUACACAGACCCCAAGCUGGGACCUGAGCCGUGUAUUUUCACUUCCACGCUUCCGGCUUGGAAUUGCGAGAACCUAGAACGUCUGGCCUCGAAGACUUGCUCGAAUCUUAUCUUUGCUCAUGUGCGUGCAACCACUGAAGGCGCUCUUGCUGAGAAUAACUGCCAUCCGUUCCAGCAUCAGACCUUGAUGUGGAUGCAUAACGGCGGCAUUGGUGGUUUUAGUUACAUCAAGCGUUCCCUCGCAAGCUCACUUGCGGAUCGGUGGUUCUUGGGUGUCAAGGGUGGCACUGAUAGCGAGUGGGCAUUUGCGCUCUUCCUUGAUCUACUCGAGAAGGAAGGUGUAGAUCCAAGCUCUGACCCUGGGCCGGAGGGAUUCGGACAAGCCCUCCUACGCCGGGUGAUGAUGAAGACUAUUGCCAAGAUCAACGAGUUCGUGCGUCAGAUUCCCGAGAAGUAUAACAUUACCGGGGUCGAGACGCGGAGUUUGCUAAACUUUGCCUUGACCGAUGGACACACUGUUGUUUGUACUCGAUACAUCAGCAGCAAGACUGAUGAGCCAGCAAGUUUGUACUUUUCAUCAGGUACGAAGUGGAAAGAGGGCAGCACUAAGGGUCACUUCAAAAUGGAGCGUCACGACAAGGGUGCCGAUAUCGUGUUGGUAGCCAGUGAGCCGAUUACCUUCGAGCGACACAAUUGGGUUUCAGUUCCGACGAACUCAGUGGUUACAAUCCACAAGCAGACCGUGCUGCUUCACCCAAUUCUUGAUGAAUUCUAUAGCGAGGAUCUUAACCAUGACCGCUCCUCUUGCUAUGCGGUAUCAAAGGGCCUUGUCAGCAAUGCGCCUGGCACUACUAUCCCACCGCCAAAUGCCAACAAGACUUGCGCAUCGUCGGUAUCUCAACUAGAUGGAGCCGAAGCACCUCGACUAGGCCAUUCCGCCGAAUGUGCAUUAUCGCACUAA